Lactuca sativa (garden lettuce) is the source of this 2751-nucleotide messenger RNA. Its product is annotated as phytyl ester synthase 1, chloroplastic. Lineage: Eukaryota; Viridiplantae; Streptophyta; Magnoliopsida; Asterales; Asteraceae. Gene Ontology annotation, cellular component: membrane. The record is from RefSeq and is a predicted model, not a curated record.
CUUGGUGUUAACAAUUGUUGCAUGUGGAAGCUUUCUGUUUGGUACUCGUACACCCACUCACCUUCUGCUUUCUAUUUUUGUUCAAAAACCUCACGUUACGUUUCGUUGUCCUUGUAUGGGUUUUCACCAUUCGCUUGAUACAAAACUGGUAACUGUUUUUGAGCCAUUCUUGCUGAAGCUACAACCCUCAAUAUUUAAUGCAAACUGCAAGUGGUUAUAGCAAAUUGUGAUACAAGAAACCAAAUUUGAAUCUGGUCUAAAGACAUGUUUGUAGAAGCUACAACUUCAGUUGUGAAUUUGUCACCAUGUUUUGCUUUGAAAUCAGGUUAUUACAAGAAUCCAUCCUCCCGAGUUUCAGUUAAGUGCACUAAAACAGCAUCAGAUUCAUCUCUUGAGAAGUCUGCAAAUUUAGUUAAGGGAGUUUCUUUAAAUAAGAGAGUUGGGUCUUUGAAUGAUGUUGAAAGGAGGGAGAUACUUGGUUCAAAUGUUAUUGAUGACAAGAGUAGAUGGAAAGAAGAAAAGCUUGAACCUUUGUGGGAUGAUGGAUAUGGAACUCAGAGUGUGAAAGAUUACCUUGAUUUAGCCAAAGACAUCAUUAAACCUGAUGGCGGACCUCCCAGGUGGUUUUGCCCAGUGGUAGCAGAUGGGAAUGAAUGUCCUUUACCCAAUUCACCCGUUCUUCUGUUUUUGCCAGGGAUUGAUGGUCUUGGUUUGGGCUUAAUUUUGCACCACAAGUCUCUUAAAAAGGUGUUUGAAGUUCGAUGCUUGCACAUCCCAAUUCAAGAUCGAACACCAUUUGAAGGUUUACUGACAAUUGUGGAGGACACCUUGAGGUUUGAGCAUGAUUUAUUUCCAAAUAGGCCAAUAUAUCUUGUUGGAGAUUCUUUUGGAGGGUGUUUAGCUCUUGCAGUUGCUGCACGCAAUCCGACUAUAGAUCUUGUAGUUAUAGUGUCAAAUCCAUCAACUUCGUUUGACAGGUCACAACUGCGGCUUAUGUUUUCUGUCCUGGAGGUCAUGCCUAGUACACUUCAUGUCACAAUCCCUUAUAUUCUUAGCUUUGUCAUGGGUAAUCCUAUAAAGAUGGCAAUGGUGACUACUGAAGCCUCACCUACUCCAAAUGUUAGGAAAGUAGCUGACAACCUUACUAUGUUGCUUCCUCGACUUUCGGGGUUGUCUGAUAUUAUUCCAAGAUCAACACUUUUAUGGAAGUUGAAAUUACUUAAAUCUAGCGUUGCCUACACUAAUUCUCGGUUGCAUGAUGUUAAAGCUGAAGUGCUAGUGCUUGCAAGUGGCAAAGAUAACAUGUUUCCGAGUAGCAAUGAAGCUCAAAGGCUUUCAAAAACGUUGCAAAACAGCAAAAUAUAUUACUUUAAGGACAACGGUCACGCUCUUUUACUGGAAGAUGGUAUUAAUUUGUUAACAAUACUCAAACAAAGCUUAAAAUAUCGAAGAACAUGCAAGCAUGAUGUUGUAAAGGACUACCUGCCACCUAGCAUGUCAGAGUACAAAAAUGCCCUUGCAGGACACAUGUGGUUCCAAUUUGCUACAAGUCCAGUGAUGUUUUCAACUUUAGAAGAUGGAAGAAUAGUGAGAGGCCUUAGUGGGAUUCCAGAUGAAGGUCCUGUUUUGUUAGUUGGUUAUCAUAUGCUCAUGGGAUUAGAACUUGCACCACUUAUUAUAGAGUUUUUAAGAGAAAAGAAUGUUAUUGUUCGUGGUUUGGCCCACCCUGAACUUUUUACAUCGAAUUUUAUAAAUGAGUUUCUUAAAUUUUCAUAUGUUGAUUUGAUGAAAGUUUUUGGUGCCCUUCCUGUUACCCCAACCAACCUCUUCAAAUUGCUUUCAACAAAAUCUUUUGUAUUGCUCUACCCUGGUGGUGCACGUGAGGCUCUUCAUCGUAAGGGUGAGCAAUACAAGUUAUUUUGGCCUGAUAAACAAGAAUUUGUAAGAAUGGCCGCAAAGUUUAGGGCUACUAUCGUACCAUUUGGAACUAUUGGAGAAGAUGACAUUACUGAGUUGGUUCUUGACAAUGAUGAUAUGAUGAAAAUCCCUAUCCUAAACGAUCAAAUAAAAAAAGCAAACGAAGAGGCUAUUAAUGUAAGGGCUGGAGUGGAUGGAGAAGUUGGUAAUCAGAACUUAUUUUUUCCGGUAUGCGUACCAAAGGUACCUGGUCGAUUCUACUAUUUAUUUGGGAAGCCUAUAACAACAAAGGGAAAAGAAAAGAUAUUGAAAGAUAGAGAAAAUGCAAAAGAGUUGUAUAUGGAGAUAAAGUCUGAAGUGGAAAAGAAUAUGACUUAUUUGAUUAAGAAGAGAGAGGAAGAUCCUUAUCGUGGGGUUGUUAAUAGACUUGUAAAUCAACCGCUUUUAACCCCCGUGCACCAAGUUCCCACAUUCGAGCCUUGAAAAUGUAUAUAUAUAUAUAUAUAUAUAUAUAUAUAUAUAUAUAUAUAUAUAUAUAUAUAUAUAUAUAUAUAUAUAUAUAUAUAUAUAUAUAUAUAUAUAUUUUAAUUAUUAAGUUAAUGAUAUACCAUUUUCCAUAAUACAUGAGUUAUGUGUACAUAUUGGCAUGACUUGGAGGGUUUCUGAUAAAAAUUACUCUUACGGAUUUAUGUUAGAAUAUUUUAAUCAAACCAUGCAUCUGUUUUUAAAUGAGUCAAUACUGCGUUUGAUUAUGGAUUUAUAACAUGUCUUAUGUAAUGAUUUUUAAUAUAUAAUUUUUAAAAGAAAAUUUAAUUGAAAAACAUAUUUGUUGUA